Molecule: messenger RNA, 537 nt
Organism: Striga hermonthica
Lineage: Eukaryota; Viridiplantae; Streptophyta; Magnoliopsida; Lamiales; Orobanchaceae
Source: the annotation of a GenBank genome assembly
AUGAGCGGGGAAGGACCAAAGCUAUUCGCGAACAAGCCGAAAAAAUCGAAGCUGAAGGCAUCUACGCCGAUCACAAUGGCGCCGGCUUCGUCAGCUACAGCUGCGGAGGCGGCGGUUCCUCCUCCUCCACCGCCGCCGCCGCCAUUUGAUCCCCGGCCGAAGAAAGAGUCGUUUAUUCGGCGCUACAGGUUUCUCUGGCCGAUGCUGUUGUUUGUCAACUUCACAAUCGGAGCUUAUGUUCUCAUAAGGAUGCGGACGAAAGGUAAGGACACAUCAGAGGAAGAAACCCCAGAGGGUCCCACCAUCUCGACUACAACUUCCACAGCCCCAGUCAGCGAAAAGCCAGUCAGGCAACCAAUCACUGAGCUCGUUGCGCGUGCACCCGUUCCAGAGGAUCGGCAGCGCGAGCUGUUCAAAUGGAUGCUGGAAGAGAAGAGGAAAGUGAAACCGAGAGAUGCUGAAGAGAAAAAACGGAUCGAUGAAGAGAAAGCCAUUCUCAAACAGUUUAUUCGAGCCAAGUCGGUUCCAAGCCUGUGA